This is a messenger RNA of Aedes aegypti (yellow fever mosquito), 1682 nucleotides long. RefSeq names its product myosin-9-like. The record is from RefSeq and is a predicted model, not a curated record. Bases 389 to 1642 code for a protein of 417 amino acids. The transcript is spliced from 3 exons. NCBI's taxonomy places the organism in Eukaryota, Metazoa, Arthropoda, Insecta, Diptera, Culicidae. Gene Ontology annotation, cellular component: cytoskeleton.
GUGCCCCAUUUAUUUUGCGAUAGAUACAUACGUCUCUGGCUGUGUCUAUGUUUUCACAUUAUCACUAUCGUCAUCAAUGGCCCAUCAAAGUAGGUCGGCAGCUUAGUUUUCAACUAAACGUUGUGAAAGUAAAGAAUAACGAGCCCAAUUCAUUCUUGUGGCCCUUUCCACUUGUUGCGCUUUUUGUUAUCGGUCGACACGUGGUUGUUUCGCAAUUUCACAGCCGGAGUUUCAAUUCCGUCGCGUAGCACGAUACGUUACCCUGGAAUCACGCACCCAUUUGUUUGGUAGAAAAAAUAAGGCCAUAUUUUUUGCGUUGCAUCAGCUAUUAGUAGCUGCUUCGAAAAUUUAAAUUUUGAGUGACUUAAGAUUUGCAGCCUGUUAAAGCAUGGAUCAAAUAGUUGAAGAAAGUGGGGAAGACUCCCAGGCGCCAGAAUCGACGUUCGAGGAUGACCUCAUUCCGAAAGAAAUUUCCGAUGAAUUCUUCGAUGAGAUGUGCUCGAAAGCCAAUCUGACCGUGAAAGACUUGCAGGGAAAUCAGCAAUAUGCUUUGGCAGAGGAUUUCCAGAAGUUGUUGCUCACAAGCCAACAGUUGCGGCAGCAGUUGUUGGACGAGCAGGACAAAAUCGAAAAGAUGCAGGAUGAGGUUGCGGCAGCUGCAGGGCGUGUUGCUCAAGCGUUGGCUAUAUCUCAAAAGGAUCAGGAACAAAUCCAGGCGCUUCGAUCGGAGAUUGAAGAUGCUUGGAGAAGAGCAGAUGCUGCACAAGCUCGAGAACAGACGGCCCAAGAAGCGAUGAAUCAAAUGCGCGAGAAGUUAGAAAAGAUAUCAGCAGAAUCUUCGGAUAGGCAUGGUGACAAGGAUGAUGAUGUAGGAGCUGCAAUGGGCAAACAUAAAGAGAAUAUAUUACGAGAACGAGAUCGUCUGUUCGUUGAGGUUGAGGAGCUUAAUCGUCGGCUUAAUACGCAGCGAGUGUACACGGAAGAGUUGGAUCACAAAUGUAACGAUGCCGAAAAUAAGGUCAAAGAGCUUUACAAAGUCUUGGACGAAACUUCUAACGACGCCUUUCGGGACAAGCGAAUGCUGGAAAACUUACAAGUUCAGCAUUCUGAAGUUGUUGCUGAGCUGGCGCAGAAAACAGAUGAAGCAUUGCAUUUUAAACAAUUAUCCGAAGCAAGCCACAAGACUACAGUUCAACAAAACAUGCAGAUGGCUGCCAUUCGAACGACUCUUGAACGCUUGACCACGAGUAACAACCUACUACAGGUAAAGCUAGCCAAAGCUCAAGGAGAUUUUGAGAACAUGGUACAGCUCAAAGAGAAGGUUACAAAUGAACUGAACACUAAAGUAAACAUUUUAAAACUGAAAGAAGACGAAAAUAACAAAUUUCGUUUGGAAAACGCAAAACUAUCUAAGAGCAAGGAGUUGCUACAAAAGAAGAUUAUUGCAAUAGAGACAGCUAAGAGCACAUUUGAGCACGAGGUAGCUAAAUUAAAGAAUGUUAUUGUAACAUUUGAAAAGGAGCGUGAUGCAACCAAAAGAGCUUUUGAUUUGUCCAAGAAGCAAGUGGAUGCAGUCUUGCGUGAGCGUGAUCUGGCCAGAAAGGACUUGACCAAGGCCAACAGUGAGUGUGCUAUUUUGUAAAUACAGAUAAACGUCUUAUAGAGCCGAUAUAGAUAUACAG